GAAAAUGAGCGAGUGACAGUGACACACUGACGCACAGUUGGCUUUCAAUAAGGAAACUGAAGACAUUUUGCUUCUAGAGGACCUUUGAGGGCACAAGCUGGGGGACAAGAGCAAGCACCGGGCAUGAACUCACAGACUGGCGGGCCCUGCAGUGGGAGGAGUGGAGACUAACACACACUUCAGUGAAGCUCAUCUGCUUUAUCAGGAUGGGCUGCAGUUGCAGUGGUCAGAAAGAAGUAAAAGAUGACACACGCCACAAAGGAAAGAACAACUCUCAUCUCUCGUCAAACCACAUAGCACGAAGUGGAAACACCUAUACAGAUAACGACGACAUCCUGUUUGUGGCACUUCAUGACUUUAAAGCUACCAACGACAAUGAUCUGCCUUUCAAAAAGGGGGACAGGCUCAAGGUCUUACAGGAAAAUGGGGAGUGGUGGGUAGCUAAAUCGCUGCUGACUGGACAGGAGGGCUUCAUACCGUGUAAUUAUGUAGCCAGGGCAGAUACCCUGGAGGUGGAAAAGUGGUUUUACAAGGACUUGAGUAGGAGAGAGACUGAACGACUGCUUUUAGCUCCUGGAAAUAAACCGGGUGCCUUUCUGGUCCGAGAGAGCGAGACCUCACCAGGUUCCUACUCACUGUCCGUCAGAGAUCAUGUCCCGGAACAAGGAGAUGUGGUAAAACACUACAAGAUCCGUUGUCUGGACAAAGGUGGCUUCUACAUCUCCCCCUCCAACACAUUCGCAACUCUACAGGAGCUGGUUAAAUACUACAGUCGUACGUCAGACGGUUUGUGUCAGCGUCUGUAUGCCCCCUGUAAGCCAAAGGCACCCCAGCAGCCUUGGGCCCAGGAUGAAUGGGAGAUUCCCAGAGAGACCCUGAAGAUGGUGAAGAAACUGGGGGCCGGCCAGUUUGGAGAAGUGUGGAUGGGUUUCUACAAGAACACCCAGAAGGUCGCCAUCAAGACCUUGAAGGAGGGAACGAUGGAGCCCGAGGCGUUUCUCGCGGAGGCCAACCUGAUGAAGCAGCUGCAGCACGAGCGAUUGGUGCGCCUCCACGCUGUGGUCACCAAGGAGCCCAUUCUCAUUGUCACUGAGUUCAUGGUCAAUGGGUGUCUUCUGGACUUUCUGAAAACAGACGAAGGAAAGAAGCUGAAGCUGAAUAAGCUGAUAGACAUGUCAGCACAGGUAGCUGAAGGCAUGGCGUACAUCGAGAGGAAGAACUACAUCCACCGAGACGUGCGUGCAGCCAACAUUUUGGUCAGUGACACCCUGCACUGCAAGAUAGCAGACUUUGGCCUGGCAAGGAUCAUCGAGUCAGAGUACACGGCUCAAGAAGGUGCCAAAUUUCCCAUCAAAUGGACGGCUCCAGAGGCCAUCAAUUUUGGCACAUUCAGCAUCAAAUCGGAUGUAUGGUCGUUUGGGAUCCUCCUCACGGAGAUAGUCACCUAUGGAAGGAUACCCUACCCAGGGAUGACCAACCCAGAAGUGAUCAGGUGCCUGGACAGGUCGUACAGGAUGCCAUGUCCGGACGGCUGCCCUGUGGAACUCUAUGACAUCAUGAUGAUGUGCUGGAGGCAGAGGCCUGAUGACCGGCCAACGUUUGAAUUUCUGCAAAACACUCUUAACGACUUCUUUAUCGCCACGGAGGGACAAUAUGAGAUGCAGCCGUGAUUGCAGAAAAAAAGGGAACUGUUUUUCAACCUAGAGACGACAAAAUGUCUGCCGGAGAGAUGCAAGACUUGAAUGGAUCGAGGACCAACUGAACAUUUUCCCUUUGAACUUUUUUUUCAAAUGGACACAUUUGUUUUACACCUACAUUAUACUGAGUGAAUGUAAAAGCUAUUUAUGGCUUGUUCUCUCUCCAGCAGCUAAGAGACGCCCGAAAAAGAUGUUAACGUGAUGUUCAGAACUUUUUAUCAGUUUUAUAAGUUUUAUCAUACUGACCGUACAGCCACGGAGUACGAGGACACACAAUCAAGACUGAUCUAUGACGGUUGAAAGGACUAUGGAAAAACCAAUACAAUACAUGCAUGAUGUAAAAAGGGCUCUGGACCAGUGAGAGUCGGCACAGGUAAAAAUGACAGAUUGAACAUUUGCAUGGUACAGAAACAAGCAGCCUGAGAUUACAAUGCACAAUACUUUGCACUUUUAAAAAAAUAAUAAUUCCUUCAGUCAUUCAGUGGACUCAUAAAAAACGCAAAGGGCUUUUUUUUUUUUAGAAAAAAAAAGAGAAUCUAUACUUGCAUACAUAUUGCUUUUCUAAAUAAAAAUAUUUGCAUUA
Messenger RNA from Acanthopagrus latus (yellowfin seabream), 2280 nucleotides. RefSeq names its product BLK proto-oncogene, Src family tyrosine kinase (gene blk). Bases 207 to 1670 code for a protein of 487 amino acids. Gene Ontology annotation, cellular component: extrinsic component of cytoplasmic side of plasma membrane. Gene Ontology annotation, molecular function: non-membrane spanning protein tyrosine kinase activity; ATP binding; signaling receptor binding. Lineage: Eukaryota; Metazoa; Chordata; Actinopteri; Spariformes; Sparidae. Gene Ontology annotation, biological process: cell surface receptor protein tyrosine kinase signaling pathway; protein phosphorylation; cell differentiation. The transcript has 14 exons. The record is from RefSeq and is a predicted model, not a curated record.